ACUGCCUUUGUGGUGAUGACUUGGGGCAGUGAUCUAUAUUAACAACUUCAGACGUUUCCUUUCUUACUACCUAAAAUCUGAUUAUAACUAUACACUCCUAGUUUCAAUUCCCAGUUCAACUACACAAAGCUAACUGCAUUAACCAUGGCAUCCGGUAUCUUCAAAUACACCCCAAUAGACAGAUCCAGCCGCCAAAUUAGACUAUUGAAAUUUAUUCCUAACGUAGGUCUAGGGGAUAAUUUGAUUCGAUGCUACCUCGAAACAUACGAAAUAUCUCAAUGUCCCAGUUUUAUCGCGCUCUCUUAUACAUGGGGGGAGGAUUCUCCUGGCCACAAAAUAACACUUAACAGAAGACCCUACUUCGUACGCGAUAAUCUGUGGGCUGUCCUUUGCGUCUUAAAGAGUCUUAUUAGACCUGAUCUUGAGCCAACAAAUAUGCCCUCAAUAACGGGAAGCAUGCCCAUAGACCAACAAUUUAACUCCAAGAAGUUGUGGAACAGGUUUUGGGUCGAUGCUAUAUGUAUAAACCAACAAGGCGACUUUGAACGUGGUCAUCAAGUCAACAUGAUGAGAGACAUCUUCUCUUCCGCAGAUUCAGUCAUUGCUUGGCUCGGGCCCGAAUACGACGAUUCCAAUUUGGCUAUGCACAGCUUGUUUCACCUCCCCGAUCGUGAUUGGUGUCCGGGAUACUGGGGAGAAUACGAACAAGAAUUAAAGAAAUCUGAAAAGGCUAUUGCGAACCUCUUUAUGCGCCCAUAUUGGUCGAGAAUGUGGAUUAUUCAGGAAUUUAUACUUCCGUCACACAUCUUUAUACUAUGUGGGCAGUUAAGCUUCUGGCGGUCGGACUCCUGGCUUAAUUUUACUAGACUUCCGGAAACGGCAACAGAACAAAAAGUAGUAGGAAAGAUACUACCUGGCUACAGGUCUUACUGGCGAAGCUGUUCUCCCUACUAUCACCAGAGGAUUCUGCACCUGCUACUAUCAACUUUCUCAAAAUGGUCUUGCUCUGAUCCUAGGGAUAAGGUCUUUGCCUUAUUGGGGUUAAUAGGGGAUAUAACUUCUUUAUCCAUUCCUAGACUAUAUCCCAGAACCCCAGUCCCUCUUCUAGCCGAUUAUACUAUUUCUCCGAGGGAAUUAUAAUACAAAACUUUGUAUCAUCUUCACCCUUUCGUGGGAAACGACGGCGCUUAUUUCAGGGAGCUCUUAAGCGACUCCUUACAAGUUGCGAA
Hypoxylon trugodes is the source of this 1229-nucleotide messenger RNA. Its product is annotated as heterokaryon incompatibility protein-domain-containing protein. The transcript has a single exon. The coding region runs from base 145 to 1140 and encodes 331 amino acids. The record is from RefSeq and is a predicted model, not a curated record. NCBI's taxonomy places the organism in Eukaryota, Fungi, Ascomycota, Sordariomycetes, Xylariales, Hypoxylaceae.